Molecule: messenger RNA, 1179 nt
Organism: Laccaria bicolor S238N-H82
Lineage: Eukaryota; Fungi; Basidiomycota; Agaricomycetes; Agaricales; Hydnangiaceae
Exons: 3
Coding region: 1-1179 (392 amino acids)
Source: RefSeq, a predicted model, not a curated record
AUGUUCGCUGAGCUGGAUAAAUAUAUCAAAUCCGCCCUUGACGCCCUGGUUAGCGUGAAGAGUGUCAGAUGGCACUUCAGAAACGCAGAUCCUUACGAGGUCGCCGUUGCCAGCUUGAGCGCUCUUCCCCUGCUCAAGGAUGUCUGUAUUCAAUUCGAAGGUCAAACACCUAAUCCAUUUCAUCUACCUCUAAAAAAAAUCUCCGGUCUUGAAAAGCUCGCUUUGUGCAAUACAUACGGAAAAAUCUUGCUGCCCUCGGAGAUUAUAGAUGAACUGGCACAAGUGAUCGCUAAUAGCCCUCUUCUCUCCCAUCUCGAAGUCAACGUUCAUUUCUCUAAACCCUCUGUAUCAUUCCACGAUUUUCUACUUUUGGCAUCAAAACAGAAACUUUCUCCCGAGAAAUCACCCUUGACGCAUCUGGCGCUCGAUACAGUCAAGUUAUGCAUUGACGCAACCACGCUUCCCUUCCUUCGCUCCCUUACCUCACUUGAUAUCUCGACCUCACCUGGUGAACACAACUCUGAACUUUGGAAAGGCUUAAUGGGCGCCAAAAUCCGCCUGACCAAUCUCAAGACGGACAUCGUGACGAGCACAUUCAUCGACUACUUGACAUCAUACUCAGGCCUUCAGAAAUUAACGUUGAAUUUGCGUAUGGUGCCCCAUGAUUCUGAGUUCGGGACGACCGAACAUGUACAUGACCUAUUCCAUUUGGCUCUUCCAAAGCACGAGGACUCCCUUACAGUUCUGUAUAUCAAUGCUCCUGGUGCGAUGAGGUGGUGCAUUUGCCCUGGUUUAUUGUCACCCCUCUAUACCUGUCAAAAUCUGGUUGAAUUGGGCCUGCUUGUGGACGUCAAGGUGGCAGAUGAAGGGGAUGUGGAAUUGUUUGGCGUGACGGAUAUGGUCGCUUCCGCCGCGAACUUCCGCCAGCUUUCUAUGCUUCAAAUAUUCCCCGCUGGGCCAAUCAGCGUCUGGGGCUGUGGGACGGGUUUCUUGAAAUACCAAAACCGGUUGCGAAAAACUUUUAUGGACAACCUUGCUAGUUUCAAAAUCAGCGACCCGGAUCGAUACUUGUUCCAAGUGACUUGCUUCGGGAACUUAUUUGAGCUCCUCCCUGAUCCUGUGGAGAUUGGAAAGUAUAGAUACACUCUCCUGGAGCUUGAGGUAGUUCUUUGUAAGUGA